Daucus carota subsp. sativus is the source of this 1712-nucleotide messenger RNA. RefSeq names its product protein MAINTENANCE OF MERISTEMS-like. The coding region runs from base 169 to 1629 and encodes 486 amino acids. The transcript is spliced from 6 exons. The record is from RefSeq and is a predicted model, not a curated record. Gene Ontology annotation, biological process: meristem development; meristem maintenance. Lineage: Eukaryota; Viridiplantae; Streptophyta; Magnoliopsida; Apiales; Apiaceae.
AUCCCAAAAUAGUAACCGUAAAGAAACGAGAGAUACAGAGGGAGUAAAUAAUAUAGCCAAGCCUUUCACUCUAUAGUUUCCAACACACAUUUACUCCUACUACUGAAGAUUGUACUUGGAGUUCCAUUCUGAUAAAUCCAUCUUUGUUGUUCAAGAUUUACCAAGGAGAUGACGGCGGCAACCAAGGGCACCUCAAUGCUGUAUACAAUGAGAAGUCAUUAUGAUGAACUCGAUGAGACCUUCCGACAACAUUUAAAUGACUCGCAAGAUUCGAGAUGUCUCUUGAAUCUUCUCGAGUUUCCGGGGGUAGAAUUAAUGCCCGCCCUGGUGUGUUAUUUUUUAAAAUUCUACAACAUAACAGAAAAUGUGUUUUGCUUCAAUGGCCAAGUACUAUCCAUUUCUUUGGAGGAUGUUUUGUUUCUCACUGGUUUGCCCAUUGAUGGUGAUGCGGUUAUUAGUAAUGACAACCGGGACGUUGAUGGUUUUCGUCGUGUUUUCCAGUUGGAAAAUGAAAAAAACAAAACUUUUAAAGAACUGAAAAAGGUAGCAAAAGAUGUUAACUUGGACAAUGAUACAAGAAAGAAGGCUGUCCUAUUGUUGAUGGUUAGAUGUUUCAUAGUGCCCAAUUGUAACGGGCAUACGGUUACUACUACUUACCUUCGGUUUAUUGAAGAUCUUAGUCGGGUUGACUCGUAUGCAUGGGGAGCGGCGCUGUUGGCCUUUCUCUACCAUGCCAUUGCCGAGUGGAAAAAGGAAACAAGUGCAAAGAAGACCCUCGAGGGGAAUACUUGGGUAAUAUUGAGUUUUUUCAUAUUACGGAUCCCGAAACUUCGGAUGGCGCUUUCCAUCGAUUUGAAUCUAAGCCAGUUACGUAUUCCUUUCAUGCUCCCAAUUGUGAAUCAGGUGAAGAGAAUUUCUCGCAAUCAUAGAGCAAAUUAUGAGGAAGUCCUCGAUAACAUAUUUCUUAAUCUCUCACAUGUUGAUGUUGAAUGGACACCUUAUAUCAGGUCUUACCAUCCACAACAAAGAUUUGGAACUCGUGUUGGUCCCAUUAUAUGCAAUAAUUUUGUGGUUCAUCAUCAACCACAUAUUGCAUAUAAACAAUUCCCGGUUUUUAAACUAUACUAUCGUAAGAGCCUGGAUUGGAAGCCUUAUGACAUAAAGUUCAAGAAGAACAGCGGAAGCAGUUCGCAAAACUUGUUAAAGCAUUACAAGAAGGAAUUUGAAUGGUGGAAAGCCAAAAAACUCGCCCAAGAACUCAUGAAAGAAAAGAAUCCCGUUCUCUGUAUUUCUAAGCAGGAGCCUCUAGUUUCUGAAGAGCUCAUCCACAACAAAGAGGAGGAGCAAUUUGAUUAUUCAGACAAUGAGCAGCAACAGAAGGGACCUCAAUUUGUCUCAGGAUCCGAGCAUGUCUCCCCCAACGAUGCUGAACAGCCAGAGGAUUCUCCGGUUCAAGACAACUUCCGUGAGCAACUGCAUAAAAGAUCUAUUGAAGAAAGUUGUGACUGUACUACAUCUGAAUUACAAUGGGUGGGAUUAGAUGAUCGUAUAUCGAGGUUGGAAAAUAUUUUUAAUGAGAUUAAAAGUGCCAAACUCUGUGGAACAUCUGGAGUAAAAUUAGAAAUGUAGUUCUUGACACAGCAUAUAUGCGUUUUGCUAGUUGAUUAUUGUUAAUUACUUUUGUUAAGUAAAAUUUUUUCUUGCUUCCUCCA